ACCUUUUCUCAUUUGUAAAUACAGUAGUUAAUUUUUUUUGUUUAUAAUAAAUGUACAGUAGUUAAUCUAUCAUUAUAAAAAAAAAAAAAGUUAGUAAUUAAUUAAUAUUUAUUUAUGGGACUAAUUAAUACUUGGUCUGGGAGAAGUGUGUGUAUGAAUCACAUUCGGAUCAGAAACAAAAUCUGCUUCUUCUUCCUCCUUUCUCACCAUCUCCCAUGUUCAUAAUUUCAAAACUACAGUUAGCAUUCACAACAACAACAACGGACUGAGUAAUAACACACACACACACACACACACACACACACACACACAAACCAACCAGACACAUACAACAACAACAACAACAACAACAACAACAACAACAAAGUGUUGUUUGUUCUUGCGAUUCGUUUUGUGGAUAAAAUUCACCCUGAUUAAUUUCUCGUGAUUCCUAUUUUCUCUUCUCAACAACGAGAAGAAGAAGAAGAUUUGUAUUUGCUUAGCUGAAGGCAUAUUUCACCGAUGAUUUGUUCCACACAAAUUUGAAUGAUGUUGAAAUAACAAGCUUCGGUUAGUUUUUUGGCGUUUUUAUAUUGUUUGUAUCUGCAAAAUUAGGCGCUGAGGGAGCGUCUUGGUCAGAGAAUGUCCAGGCCUUUGUACAGAGGUGUGUCUGGGAUUCGGAUCCCUGAUAACAGCAUCGAUUCGUGGGACUCUCAAUCCAAAGAUAAAACAGAAAAAGAAGGUUCUGAUCCCUUACAAUUGAAGUCUCCCUUUAGGUUGCUUUUUGCAGAUAAUACUUCUCAUUCUAAAUAUGGUGUCACUGAGAAUGGUUUUUCGCCCGAUCCGUUCAUUCUUGGCACUCCUAGAAGUCGGCAUAAGUUGAUUCUUCUUUUCAUGAAGUUUAGUAUAGUACUUAUAGUUAUUCUUGCUCUUGCUGGAUCUUUUUGGUGGACAAUCUCAAUUUCAACUACAUCAAGAGGUCAAAUUUACCAUGGUUAUAGAAGACUUCAAGAGAAACUUGUAUCGGAUCUUGUGGAUAUCGGCGAGAUUUCUUAUGCUCCCUCAAAACAGAAAGAAUUAGAUUUCUGUUCUCAGGAGUUUGAAAACUAUGUUCCUUGUUUUAACGUUUCAGACAAUCUAGCACAGGGUUACUCUGAUGGCAGUGAGUUUGAUCGGCAAUGUGGCCGUGAACUUAGGCAAGAUUGUUUACUUCUCUCGCCAAUGACUUACAAAAUUCCUCUUCGGUGGCCAACUGGAAGGGAUGUUAUCUGGGUUUCUAAUGUUAAAAUCACUGCACAGGAAGUUCUUUCUUCUGGAAGUUUGACCAAGAGGAUGAUGAUGCUUGAUGAAGAGCAAAUUUCUUUUCGUUCUGCCUCUCUUAUGUUUGAUGGUGUUGAAGACUACUCACACCAAAUUGCAGAAAUGAUUGGACUCAGAAAUGAAUCUAACUUCAUACAAACAGGGGUUAGAACCAUUCUGGACAUUGGUUGUGGCUAUGGUAGCGUUGGAGCGCACCUCUUUCACAGUCAACUUUUAACUAUGUGCAUUGCAAACUAUGAGUCUUCUGGGAGUCAAGUUCAACUUACACUUGAGAGAGGUCUUCCUGCUAUGGUUGCUUCCUUCACCACAAAACAGUUGCCAUAUCCAUCUCUCUCGUAUGAUAUGCUACAUUGUGCUAGAUGUGGCAUAGAUUGGGACCAGAAAGAUGGAAUUCUCUUAAUUGAAGCUGAUCGACUCUUAAAGCCUGGGGGAUACUUUGUCUGGACUUCGCCACUUACAAAUGCUCGUAACAAAGACAGUCAGAAAAGGUGGAAGGUCAUACAUGAUUUUACAGAAAACCUUUGCUGGGAGAUGCUAUCACAGCAAGAUGAAACUGUCGUAUGGAAGAAAACUAGUAAAAGAAAAUGCUAUAGUUCAAGAAAGAAUGGUUCUCCUCCUCCUCCUUUAUGUAGUAGAGGCUAUGAUGUGGAGUCUCCGUAUUAUCGAGAACUGCAAAAUUGCAUAGGAGGAACACAUAGCAGCCGUUGGAUAUCUAUUGAAGAGAGGGCAACCUGGCCUUCAAGGGAUCACCCGAAAAAGAAUGAGCUUGCAAUACAUGGAUUGCAACCUGAUGAAUUUGCUGAGGACGCCGAAAGCUGGAAGACAGCAGUACGAAAUUAUUGGUCUCUUCUGUCACCUUUGAUAUUUUCCGAUCAUCCAAAGAGACCUGGUGAUGAGGAUCCUCCACCACCUUACAACAUGCUAAGAAACGUGCUAGACAUGAAUGCUCAUUUUGGUGGUUUUAAUUCUGCAUUGUUGCAAUCUGGAAAGUCUGUGUGGGUCAUGAAUGUGGUGCCGACGAGUGGACUCAAUUAUCUUCCCUUGAUCCAGGACCGUGGUUAUGUUGGCGUUUUGCAUGAUUGGUGUGAGGCAUUUCCAACAUAUCCUCGAACCUAUGACUUGGUACACGCCGCAGGGUUUUUAUCCAUUGAAGCUGCUCAGCAGCACAGAUGUACCAUGCUUGAUAUAUUCAUUGAAAUUGACAGGUUACUUCGUCCAGAGGGUUGGAUUAUAAUUCGAGACACAGUUCCUUUGAUAGAGUCAGCUAGAGCUUUAACAACUCGGCUGAAGUGGGAUGCAAGAGUUAUAGAAAUUGAAAGUGAUAGCGAUCAGAGACUACUGAUCUGCCAGAAGCCUUUCUUCAAGAGACAAGCAAAUUAAUUCAUUCAAGUCUCAAAGAAAUCAAACCAUAGUAUUCAUGUAUUCAUUUUCAUAACGUUCAUUUGUUAUCAUAAUGGUCCGCCAUAGAAAGUGGGGAUUGAAAAUUUUGGACAGAAAAGAGAGCCGGAAAAGACAAUAGAGGAAAGAAAGAGUAAAUGUUUGUCAGCAAUACGACCAAAACUCCUAUGUAACCGUAAGGUUUAUACAUAGGACCGUGUAAUUACCAAACGAAGAGCAGAACAGAUGAGGAACUAUACUGGUAGAUAUGAUUUUUCAUGUGAUGUCUGAAUACAGUUACACAGACUUAUGAUUAAGAUUCGAAAGAUUAUGAAAAAAUAAGUUAUUUCUGUUUGCUGUGAUGUAUAAAAUUCUCAAUGGUUAAUUCUCCCUAUUGCAAUAGAAGCAUUUUUCUGCCCUA
Trifolium pratense (red clover) is the source of this 3097-nucleotide messenger RNA. Its product is annotated as probable pectin methyltransferase QUA2. Gene Ontology annotation, cellular component: cytoplasm. The coding region runs from base 622 to 2679 and encodes 685 amino acids. The record is from RefSeq and is a predicted model, not a curated record. The transcript has 9 exons. Gene Ontology annotation, molecular function: methyltransferase activity. Lineage: Eukaryota; Viridiplantae; Streptophyta; Magnoliopsida; Fabales; Fabaceae.